AGUGGGCCAUAGGUGCUAAGUGCUGUGUGCAGCUUAAUGCUCCCAAAGGCUCUUUGACAGCUGUCAGCUGCUUUCGGAAAGCCCUGUGGAUUUGCAAGAGAAAAGAAGAAGGAAUUGUGGAUUUCCGGGAGUUCCAAGGCUAUUACCUGGCUGGCACUUACACAUCAGAUUCCACACAGCAGUCAUUAUGGGAAGCCCUACAGCUCUGUAGAGUUCAACGAAGCAUUUGCAAUGGAGUUGGGAUGAUCAAAGGAGAGUACAGAACUAUAUUUGCAACCCGAAUUCUACUCAUCAUUGGAGCUCUUGGAGAUGAAAGCACCGCAUAUUUGAAAUCACCUUGUGCCCCAGGGCACUAUGGUACUGAAUGCCUGGGCAGUUGCACUUGCAGUAGAAUUGAAAACUGCAGCCCCUUCACUGGAGAAUGUGCAGAGAAUUUACAGUGUUCUCAGGAAUACGUGGCACAGCAAUGCCAAAAAGGAGUGAUCAAUAUGAAAUGCCCAGAGGAUCCUGGAUGGUGGUACUGGAAUGGCAGCUGUUAUUAUAUGGAAGAGACGAAUAGUUUGACCUGGCUGGAAGCUAAGAAUUACUGCACUGCCUAUAAUGGCACUGACCUGCUAUUGCUGGAUAGCGCAGAAGAAAAGGCCUGGGUAACCUCUGUGUUACAGAAACCUGUUUGGAUUUUCUCGUUGGGUGCCUCACAAAGUGAUGCAGAGAAAUCAGGCAGGAAGAAUCAACGUGUUACGGUAAGCCCCACCAAGAGUACUGCUCCAGACAGUUGUGAUCAGCUGAAUGUGAAUGGGAGCUUGAACCAAAUUAACUGUUCUUCUCUGGCUUUCUGGGUUUGUGAAAGAAGGGAAGGUGACAGCAUGUUUUGGAAAUACUCCAGAAGGCUGCUCACUAAGCCUUCAGGAAGAGAUACAUAUUCAUCCUUGGAGUUUGCUCUGUCAGCCUGUAUUUUAAAAGCAGAUUGCACUGGAGUCACCUACUGGGGAAAGCGUUACAUACCAGUCACUGGUAAAGAACUGAUCUUCAGCAAAAACAGACAGGAUGCUGUGUACCUGAGGAGUGCUUGCAGCAAAGGACAUUAUGGUGCCUAUUGUCAAAAGAAAUGCCCCACCUGUCUCAAUCAUACCGUGUGUAAUAGACUCACAGGGCUGUGUGAUGGUACAGUGACAUGUCAAGAAAGGAAAAAAUUAGAACUCUGUGAAUACCGCCUUACAAGCAAGUUCUGUUUUGCCUCUUGGAAGUACUGGAAUGGAAAUUGUUACUAUGUUCCUCCCUAUGGGGUGCUGAAUAAGAGCGAAGCAGAGUUCAUGUGUAGUCGGUUCCAAGGGGCACAACUGAUCAAAUUAAACAACACUGAAGAACAGAGAUGGAUAGCUAAAGUCAUCACUAGAAAAAGCUGGCUUGGCAGCCUGAGCUAUAAACUCCAGUCAAACUCCUGGAUCAUGCCUGAUGGAGAUAGAGCAGCCCCUCGUUGGGGUUUCAGAGCAGUUCAAGAUUUGUGUGUGCAGAUUGAACCUGUAUCUGGAACCUUAAUUUCCUUUGCCUGCUCUGAACGGGCUUCGUGGAUCUGCAAGGGAGCCCCAGUUCCUGGAGCGCUGGAUUCCACGUAUAAGUGGUGGACAACGUUGACCUCGUCCCUUUUAGUUUCAGUUUUCGUAGUUGUUGUGAGUGCGUUUGUUACAUUUAAAGCUGCCCAGUGGAGAAGACAAGUGCUGGUAGAAAAGACUGAUGGGAAAGAGCAGAGAAGUAAAGUGGAGAUGGAGAUGACACAGCACCCCUUUCAGCAAAGCAGAACAUCCCUAGAACAUGACUAGUCAAAUACGUUUCUUUAAAUCAUCUUGCAUUUCACUCAGAGACGUUUUCAUCAGUGUUAUUUCUUUUUUAAACAGUUCAAUAAACUCUCAAAUAGAAAACAUGGCUUUGCUUGCUAGAUGAUUUUACAGCUGUUCAGGGUUUUUUUAAGCUUUAGGAAGGGGUUAAUGGACUCUAAUACAUUCAGCCUUUUGCAUCAUUUUAUCAAAUACUAUAAGGCCAGAUUCAGAGCAGGUGAUGUAGCUCCACUGAAUUCUUCUCUGUGUGUCUUGGUGCGUCACUUCUCCAGUUUACACAGCUAAGGACUUGGUCCUCAGCAUUAAACACACUUGGUCAAUGGUACAGUAUUUGUGAACCAAAUUCUGCUGUCAGUUACAGGCAUUUAACUCAGUUAUGAACAUGGUUGUGAGCAGAAUUUGAGCCCUUGUAUUAUUUAUGCAGUAUGGAUUGAAAGCUGAAGUCCCUUAAUCAGGAAGAGCUAAUUGAUAUGAGCAGACAUUUUCCCUGACUAAGGGCUUCAAGACUGUUCUAAAUACACUGGGGCCAGUUCCCCUCCUGCUCCAGUUUUAUGCAGCUGUAACUCUGGUGCUAUUAGUGGAGUUACUUUUGACUACCAGCAGCAUGAGAGGAGAAUCAGUCCCGCUCUGCGUAAGUAACAGAAAGACUGACAAAAUCAUCAAGAGCCAAAGCAGCAGCAAGGCUGAAAUUGGUUAAUAAUAAUAACAGUAGGAAAGUGAGCACAAACUGUCAGAUUUAAGGAUAUGCUGACCAUUAUCAUAGAAACAAGGUGAUACUGAGGACAAAACCUCAUGCUUAUGUAAGGAUAUUUUCCUACGGGAUCUCUGUGUUCUGUUAUAUAAUUACCUAUUUAAUAUUUUGCUGAUCUGAACCACAGAGCAUGACCAAGUUAAUAUGAAUGUGCAUAGUGUAAAAUAAAGCUACUGGACAUCUGCAGUUUCCACUUCUCAAACAUUAAUUAACUGAAAAGUCCAAACAAGCCUAAAUCCAUAUUAUCAGCUCACUGGUAUCCAUAGCACUGACAAAAUGUCACUCAGCCCAUUAGCGCGACUUUGAUAGCAUCUAUAAAUAUACUUCUGAGAACACCUUGCACGUAUAAUGCAUAAAGAGUCAAGUUUGGAAGAAGAAGAGUAGGGAAGCAACUACUGUUGCCUCUUUCUGCCAUGGCUUCCAAAAACAAGUGAAGAGUUUUCUGGUAAAGUGCCUGGACAGUAGAGAUGUUACAUUUGCUUGCAUUGAGGACACUGAACAAUGGAAUAUCCUCAGUGAAAUCAAAAGGAAAAUUCCUAAACUGUAAAGGAAGAUGCGUAAAACUUUAUGGAAAACGGAUCUUUAAAAAAAAAAAAGUCCAAUCAGAAAUACGGGCCAGCAUGGGAGUCUGCUCCAUGCUGUUCCAAGGAAGAGCAUUCGGAUGAUUAUUCACUUUGAAAGUGCAGCUUUCUCAUCUUAAAGGGGACAUUUAUGUGCAAAUUUAGAAUUGUGCGGAGUACUGUCUAACUAGAGGCCCUUGAUCCAUGCUACAAUCAGCAGGAGAUGGUUCAGCACUAAAGCAUUGUCUUUUUCAUGUCAGUGGGAAUACUUAAGUGCCUCUUUUCUAGUCUUCCAUUCUCUAUUUAA
This is a messenger RNA of Chelonia mydas (Green sea turtle), 3453 nucleotides long. RefSeq lists its product as uncharacterized. The record is from RefSeq and is a predicted model, not a curated record. NCBI's taxonomy places the organism in Eukaryota, Metazoa, Chordata, Testudines, Cheloniidae. Bases 243 to 1820 code for a protein of 525 amino acids. The transcript is spliced from 12 exons.